AUGUAUCUCAACAUCGUUUCCUGGGGCGCUGUGAUCUCUUUGGCCGUCAACGUCCAAGCCCAGGUCCAACAGCGUAAUUACAAUUGCAACAACCAACAGCGUACUUGUAACAAUAUCUGUUACUGGCUCACCUGUGUACAGCCGACAAUCAAUACCUUCACUCGGGACAGUGGAAAUGCAGCGACGGUGCGACAGCGUCGAGUGGAUUGUGGUGUCACGCACAGGCCGCGACCAUGUACCCUUCCCGGACUAGGUGUUGGCGGAGACUGGACUGACGAAUUCCCAUUCGCAAGUACCCUGGAAGGUGGUCGUACCCCAAAUGGAGAUGGUGCAGCACUACUUUGCACUCCUUCAGCCGAGCAACGUACACAAGCCGCAUAUCUCACUAACCACAUCUAUGGCAACCCCCUGAUGCCGCAAGGCACGCAGUUUCAACUCGUGAUGCAGAACACGGGUGGCAUUGAAUACUGUGAUCCAGCUGCUACACCAAACGGCUGCGAUGGCUCCUUGUUUGAUGGCUUCCACUACUUCAACGACGACGAUAUCUAUUGUCAAUGGGACAUCAGUGCUUCUUCAGGUGUUACGUGUGUGGAUGGUCAAGGCAACCCGGCGCAACCUCCUGCGAAGAAGAAGCGCGAUAUGGGCAUGCAGGAGCCCAGAGCUGCUAACUGGAGUAAUCUGUUGCACAUUAGCGACCCGGAGUUGGCAAAGCGUAUGAAAGCAGAUAUGCCAGAGUCAGUUGCUUUGCCUCUUGAAGAAUAA
Messenger RNA from Pyrenophora tritici-repentis Pt-1C-BFP, 762 nucleotides. RefSeq names its product DNase-NucA-NucB domain containing protein. The record is from RefSeq and is a predicted model, not a curated record. Lineage: Eukaryota; Fungi; Ascomycota; Dothideomycetes; Pleosporales; Pleosporaceae.